GUGCGGAAGUGGGCCGUGGGGCAGGGCUCGCGCUCCGCUGCAUAUAAACGCACGCGGACUUCCUCAAACUCACUUUGCAUCGGAGCAGAGACGCACUCAGAUCUAAAGCAGCAGUCAUGAGCUGGGACAGCUACAUCAGCAGCCUGACCAAGAGCGAGUGGGUGGAUGAUGCGGUCAUCCUCGGGUGCACAGCGGGUCAGGAGUCCGUUUGGGCUUCAGCACCGGGCGGCUGGCUGAACCAAGUCACGGCGUCCGAGGUGCAGGCUAUGAUCGCCAGUGACCGCAGUGGUCUGUUUUCUAAUGGAGUGACUGUGGCCGGCAAGAAGUGCACGGUUCUGAGAGACGCUCUGAAUGUGGACGGCCAGAACACCAUGGACAUCAAGAUGAAGACCUCCGAGAAAGAGCCCGACCCCUUCUCCUUCACCAUCGGCAGAUCGCACAAAGGUGAAUAUAUGAGCAAUAUCAAAAUAUGGGCGAUUAUUGAAAAACCUCCAGAUCUGUAUCUGUGUCGUUGCAGUGAUCUGGCGUGUAGCUACUGCUAUUUCCGACAUCCUAUUAAAACCGUGAAGUGA
Molecule: messenger RNA, 572 nt
Organism: Sinocyclocheilus grahami
Lineage: Eukaryota; Metazoa; Chordata; Actinopteri; Cypriniformes; Cyprinidae
Product: profilin-2-like
Exons: 4
Coding region: 117-572 (151 amino acids)
Biological process (GO): regulation of actin filament polymerization; positive regulation of actin filament bundle assembly; actin cytoskeleton organization
Cellular component (GO): cytoplasm
Molecular function (GO): actin binding
Source: RefSeq, a predicted model, not a curated record